Lagenorhynchus albirostris (white-beaked dolphin) is the source of this 5843-nucleotide messenger RNA. It is a transcript of the gene THSD7B, whose product is annotated as thrombospondin type 1 domain containing 7B. Lineage: Eukaryota; Metazoa; Chordata; Mammalia; Artiodactyla; Delphinidae. The transcript is spliced from 27 exons. The record is from RefSeq and is a predicted model, not a curated record. The coding region runs from base 1 to 4818 and encodes 1605 amino acids.
AUGUGUCCAAAGGGUAACCUGGCUGUCGUUCGCUGGUUAUGGAGGGGCCUGAGGAAGCUAUUUCUAUUACUUUCUUUCUUGCUGUCCCAUGCAGCUCAUUUGGAAGGCAAAAAGGAUAAUCAGUUCAUCUGGAAACCAGGCCCCUGGGGAAGGUGUACAGGAGACUGUGGGCCAGGAGGAUUCCAGAGUCGUGCUCUUUGGUGUUUCCAUUUUGAAGGGUGGACGAGUCACCUGUCUAACUGUGAUGAGAACAAUAGGCCUCCGAAGGAAAGAAGCUGCUUCCGAGUCUGUGACUGGCACAGAAACCUCUUCCAGUGGGAGGUUUCUGAUUGGCACCACUGUGUGCUUGUUCCUCCCGCCCUGGGGCAAGCCAGACCUCGGGCUACAGAGUGCGUGACAGCCCAGCAUGGGCUGCAGCACCGGACGGUGCGUUGUGUUCAGAAGCUGAACAGAACCGUGGCUGUGAAUGAGAUAUGUGAACACUUUGCCCCUCAGCCCCCCACGGAACAAGCUUGUCUCAUCCCUUGCCCGCGGGAUUGUGUGGUCUCUGAGUUCUCACAGUGGUCCAGGUGUAGCAAGGGAUGUGGGAAGCAGUUACAGCAUAGAACUCGCUCAGCCAUUGCCCCCCCUCUCUAUGGAGGGUUGCAGUGUCCCAACCUGACUGAGUCAAGAGCCUGUGAUGCUCCCAUUUCCUGUCCUCUUGGGGCAGAGGAAUAUAUGUUUAGCCUUAAAGUUGGACCGUGGAGUAAAUGUCGACUGCCUCUUCUCAAAGAACUUAACCUAAGUGGAAGAACCGUUCUGGAUUUUAGCUCUGAUUCGAAGGAGCUGGUCACCUUUAGACAUCAAAGUUACAAGGCACAUCACCAUUCCAAGUCCUGCGACAUAGAGAUAGGUUACCAAACCCGCCAGGUUUGGUGUACAAGAAGUGACGGAAAAAAUGCUACAUUAAGGCUUUGCACGCAAGAUUCCUUGCCUGUGACCAUCCAGUCCUGCAUCAUGCCGAAAGACUGCGAAACCACCGAGUGGUCCUCCUGGAGCCCCUGCUCCAAGACGUGCCAUUCAGGGAGACUCUCGCCAGGAUUUAGAAGCAGGAGCCGGAAUGUGAAGCACGUUGCUGUUGGAGGCGGAGAGGACUGCCCUGAACUUCUCGAGAAGGAGGCCUGCAUCGUUGAAGGAGAACUUUUGCACUCAUGUCCCAGAUAUUCCUGGAGGACCUCUGAAUGGAAAGAAUGCCAAGUCUCUCUCCUCCUCGAGCAGCAAGACCCCCACUGGCAUAUGACGGGACCCGUUUGUGGAGGUGGGAUCCAGACCCGGGAGGUGUACUGUGCCCAGAGCACACCAGCAUCCACGGCACAGAGGGCCAAGGAAGUCUCUAGACCCGUGGAAAAAACAUUAUGUUUGGGACCUGCCCCUUCAGCUUCUCAGCUCUGCAAUAUCCCUUGCUCUACAGACUGUAUAGUAUCUUCCUGGUCAGCCUGGGGCUUGUGCGUCCAUGAAAACUGCCACGAUCCUCAGGGAAGAAAAGGAUUUAGAAUGAGACAGCGCCACGUCCUCAUGGAGUCCACAGGGCCUGCAGGGCACUGCCCUCACUUGGUGGAAUCUGUCCCUUGUGAGGAUCCGGUGUGUUAUCAGUGGCUGACAUCUGAAGGGAUCUGUAUCCCUGAUCAUGGCAAGUGUGGCCCCGGACAUCGCAUCCUGAAGGCUGUCUGCCAGAAUGAGCAAGGAGAAGAUGUAUCAGGGACUCUCUGCCCAGCAUCUCCUCCUCCUGAAGAGAUGGUGUGUGAAAUUCCCUGCCGGAUGGAUUGUGUGGUAAGCGAGUGGACAGAGUGGUCAUCUUGCUCUCAGUCUUGUUCAAAUAAAAACUCCGAUGGGAAACAGACCAGGUCAAGGACUAUCCUGGCGUUGGCUGGAGAAGGUGGAAAACCAUGCCCCCCUAGUCAGGCUCUCCAAGAAUAUCGUUCGUGCAAUGACCAUUCCUGUAUGCAACUCUACUGGGAGACAUCAGCUUGGGGCCCCUGUUCUGAAGACACAUUGGUAACUGCCCUUAAUGCAACCAUUGGCUGGAAUGGAGAAGCUACAUGUGGUGUGGGCAUUCAGAUGCGGAGGGUCUUCUGUGUCAAGAGUCACGUGGGACAAGUGAUGACAAAAAGAUGUCCGGAAUCUACUCGGCCGGAAACAGUACGCCCUUGCCUGCUCCCGUGCAAAAAAGACUGUCUUGUGACCGCCUUCAGUGAGUGGACGCCCUGCCCGAGGCUGUGCCAACCAGGAAAUGCCACAAUAAAACAGUCUCGAUACAGGAUUAUCAUCCAAGAAGCAGCCAACGGAGGCCAAGAAUGCCCAGAUACCUUAUUUGAAGAGCGAGAGUGUGAAGAUGUGUCAUUGUGCCCCAUAUAUCGGUGGAGGCCACAGAAAUGGAGCCCCUGUAUCUUAGUGCCAGAGUCUGUCAGGCAGGGAAUAAUGGGCACCAGUGAAGCCUGCGGAAAGGGGGUGCAAACAAGAGCUGUCUCGUGCAUCUCUGGUAAUAACCAGUCGGCAGAAAUGACGGAAUGCCUCAAGCAGACAAAUGGCAUGCCUCCCCUUGUUCAAGAAUGUACAGUACCCUGUCAUGAUGACUGCACCUUCACUGCUUGGUCCAAGUUUACGCCCUGCUCCACGAAUUGUGAAACAACUCGAAGUAGACGGCGACAGCUCACAGGGAAAAGCAGGAAGAAGGAGAAAUGCCAGGAUGCUGACCUGUACCCUCUAGUGGAAACAGAACCGUGUCCUUGUGAUGUGUUUACAUCUCAUCCUUACGGAAAUUGGUCAGACUGCAUUCUUCCUGAAGGCAGAAGGGAGCCUCAGAGAGGAUUGCGGGGACAAGAAGACAGCAAAGAAUGUGGAGAAGGCAUGCGUUUUCGAGCAAUAGCCUGCUCUGAUAAAAAUGGAAGACCUGUUGACCCCACCCACUGCAACAGCUCUGGUUAUAUUCAAGAAGAAUGUGUCAUCCCCUGUCCAUUUGAUUGCAAGUUAAGUGAUUGGUCUAGUUGGGGGUCUUGCAGUUCAUCUUGUGUUGGAGUGAGAAUUCGAUCCAAAUGGCUGAAAGAAAAACCGUACAAUGGAGGUCGCCCGUGUCCCAAACUGGAUCUCAAGAAUCAGGUACACGAGGCAGUCCCGUGUUACAGUGAGUGCAAUCGGUAUUCCUGGGUUGUAGAACACUGGUCUCCAUGCAAAAUCCACAAUGAGCUGAGGUCCCUGCGCUGUGGAGGAGGAAUGCAAUCUAGGAAAAUCAGAUGCGUGAAUGCUGCCGAUGGUGAAGGGGGAGCAGUGGACAACAGCCUUUGCAACCAGGAUGAAAUUCCCUCAGAAACCCAGUCUUGCUCUCUUCUGUGUCCCAGUGAAUGUGUCAUGUCUGAGUGGGGACCUUGGAGCAAAUGCCCACAGUCGUGUGAUCCACACACAACGCAGAGAAGAACCCGCCAUCUGCUGAGGCCGUCACUGAGCUCAAGGACGUGCGCUGAAGACUCACAGGUGCGGCCCUGCCUCCUCAACGAAAAUUGCUUCCAGUUCCAGUACAAUCUAACAGAGUGGAGCACAUGCCAGCUGAGUGGAAAUGCGACCUGUGGGCAAGGCGUCAGGACCCGCCUUCUGAGCUGUGUGCGCAGUGAUGGCAAGCCUGUUAGUGUGGACCAGUGCGAGCAGCAUAACUUGGAGAAGCCCCAGAGGAUGAGCCUUCACUGCCUGGUGGAAUGCGUGGUCAACUGUCAGCUCUCGGGGUGGACGGCUUGGACAGAGUGCUCACAGACUUGUGGCCAUGGAGGUCGAAUGAGCCGGACUCGAUUUAUCAUUAUGCCAACCCAAGGAGAAGGACGGCCAUGCCCCACAGAGCUUACCCAGCAUAAAACCUGCCCAGUGACCCCCUGCUACAGCUGGGUCCUCAGCAACUGGUCUGCAUGUAAAUUGGAGGGUGGAGACUGUGGGGAAGGAGUCCAGACCCGCAGCCUCUCCUGUGUGGUCCACAGUGGUUCAAUGGCUCACUGGACUGUACCUGUAGACAAUGCACUGUGUGGAGAGAUGCCCUUUCAAGAUGGCAUCCUGAAGCAGCCAUGUUCUGUGCCUUGCCCAGGAGACUGCCAUUUAACGGAAUGGUCAGAGUGGAGCACGUGUGAACUGACAUGCAUCGAGGGAAGAAGCUUCGAGACUAUGGGUCGCCAGUCUAGGUCAAGGACAUUUAUAAUUCAGUCUUUUGAGAACCAAGACAGUUGCCCCCAGCAGGUUGUAGAAACACGCCCUUGUACAGGAGGUAAAUGUUAUCACUACACAUGGAAAGCAAGUCUUUGGAACAAUAAUGAACGGACUGUAUGGUGCCAACGUUCAGAUGGCAUUAACGUCACAGGAGGCUGUUCCUCUCAGGCACGCCCUGCUGCAAUUCGGCAGUGUAACCCGGCCUGCAGAAAACCUUUCUCCUACUGUACACAGGGUGGAGUGUGCGGCUGUGAGAAGGGCUAUACAGAGAUCAUGAGAUCCAAUGGUUUCCUGGAUUACUGCAUGAAAGUACCUGGCUCAGAGGACAAAAAAGCUGAUGUGAAAAAUCUUGCUGGGAGAAACAGACCUGUGAAUUCAAAAAUACAUGAUAUUUUUAAAGGAUGGUCUCUUCAACCCCUUGAUCCAGAUGGCCGAGUGAAAAUCUGGGUUUAUGGCGUUUCAGGUGGUGGUUUUCUUAUCGUGAUUUUCCUUGUAUUUACUUCCUACUUUGUUUGCAAGAAGCCAAAACCACCUCAAAGCACACCUCCCCAACAGAAGCCUCUGACCUUAGCCUACGACGGAGACUUAGACAUGUAAUCUGAAGAAGAAAUCCAAAUGUAGACAUCAACUGCCUUAACUGCUUUCUCUUUUGUAGCUCUCAGAAUUCUCAGUUUUUUGAGGAAUCUCAUGAUGCGUUAUACGAGGCAGGAUACAAAUAUUGUGAAAGUAAUAUUGACUCAACUUCAUUUGGACACGGAGUCAAGGAUUAUUUUGUCUGCCAUUUUGCUUUCAAGUUGUUUGUGGGUGUGUUUAAUUCUUUGAUUUCCCCAAGGGACCUGAAAACCCUUCUCUUCCUGCUUGGAAAUGGGAAGAAGAAAACAUGAUGGAAUUCCCACAGACUCGAGUAUAAACUUUAUCCUUAGCAGCAUGAUGACAAUCCAGAGGAAAGUCCAACCAAGGCAUUUACUGUAAAUGAUGAGUCGCCUGACACUGCGUUGUUAUGCACUAUGUUAGUGCAAAUCCUUAUUCUUCCCAUACUUCAACACUGAGUUUUCUAGAGCUUACAUCAGUUCAAAGACUUUCAAAUUGGAUUGCUUAUUUUCAUGAACAUAGAGAGAAUGGGUUACCAUUUCAGAAAUUCUCUAGGUUUUUACCUUUACAAAUUGUAUUUUGUUUUGUAGCCAGGGGGAUGAUGGUACUUCAUGGGUUGCAUCUAUUGAAAACAAAUGGAACGUGUGUAAUUGCUGGACUAGAUGAAAGCUAGGUGGUUUUGAAUGAAAUGUGUAUUGAAUGUUAGGGUGUACAAAUGAAGUAAUAGGUGGUUAUAUUGGAGAAAGAGGUAAAUUAAUUAUUUCAUCACUAAAACUGUGUAUUUGAACAAAAACUUAGCCAUGUAGAUAUAGCAUUAACCACACACAGUUGUAAUUCAGUUUAAUGAUGAAAAACGCUGCUUUUGUAAUUUCAAUUUUCUUAUUGACUAUUUAUAAAUUCUUUUUCUGAAUUUAAUUAUCUGACCUCAUUUAAUAUAUAUCGAACGCUGAUUCUGUUUGUAGCAAGUCUUGCUUUUAUAAGGUUUCAAAAUCUAAAACAACACAUGAAAAAGCUGAAACCAUUUUAUGAAG